CAUCAUCGUACCAACUUAUCGCAUUGACAGGAUAGAGCUAUUGAGGGCUCCUCUCUGUUUCUAAAUCCCUCAAAUCCUCGAUGCAGGCACUCUCUGGCCAAACCAACGCGGACGACGAUGUCUCAGCGCUGUCCCAGCUGUCUUCUGCCGAUGGUAUAGAUGCUGAGAUUAAUGCUCUCACCACUCAGAUUCAAGCGCUGUCCAGUCGACUCACAUCCCUACGCGCUGUGCGAAACGAUCGUGCUCUGAUCUCGAGGCUUCCGUACGAAACGAUGACAGCGAUAUUUCGCGCCAUCGACGAUCGUCCCCGUAUUAUCCACAAUCAGGGAAGGGCCGUCGGUAGACCUUGGUUGGGAUGGAUAUACGUGAGCCAUGUCUGUCGAAUGUGGAGAGAUAUCGCAGUGCGCCACUCCUUGUUGUGGUCGGACAUCUCCUUUGUUCUUGGACCAGAGUGGACCAAAGUAAUGUUCGAGCGCUCGCAAACUGCUCCUGUCAAUAUCGACUACUCAAUCGUAUUCCUUCAUCCUAUAUUACUCGACAAAGCUACACUAAAUGCUCACAUGCAUCACGUGCGCCAGCUUUCUCUGGUCGUACCACUCCACCCCGCGGGCGUCUCCCAUGUACGAGACCUUUUGCUGGUGGUAUCCUCCGCCGCGCACUGUUUAGAGACUCUAAGUCUGAAGAUGAGACCAAUAGACAUUCCCCCAGCGGACUUUGCUACUCCUUCCGGGAUACCUAUUUGGUCGGCGGGGAGCUUCCCUCGAUUGCGCCAACUGGAGCUUCACGAUUUCCUCAUUCACUGGGGAUACGAAUCGGCGUUCCCCUUUCGAUCCCUGCUUACCUUGAAGCUCGGGGUAUCUCUUCACCGCGGUGCCAAUCUGCACUCGGCAUAUCUACCCACCUUGCCCACCUUGCUCACGGUCCUUGACCAAAUGUCGGAACUUCGAGUGCUUCAUCUCAACCACAUCCUUCCCUCGAUACCACUCCAGAACAUUCAUCUAUCACCUCCCCCUCAAAUCGUAUCCCUUCCCCACCUGAUCGAGCUAUAUAUUUCCGGAAAAGCGCACGAGUGCGCCGAUGUUCGUCGCUGCCUAGAGGUCCCCAUCAGUACAAUGAUCCAAUCCUUCAAUGUCACCUCUCAAUAUGACACUAGAGAGGACCUUCUCAUGAUGUCGCCCUUCGUCCACUCUUUUGUGAGUGCCUCCAUCGAAUCUUGCACGAGACUCGCCCUCGAAGACUUAGGCCAAAACAUCACGUUUAUGAUCCACAUGCCCUCCGUCCCACCUGUACCCCCUCAACUUGAGUUUCGAUGUAGUUUCACUAAUGGAAGACAUUCUACCGAAGACAAUAUUGUCCCAUCGCUUCUCGGGCACUGUUCAUUUGACCAUUUGACGACACUCUCCAUUCGCAGUCAUAUGCAGACGGUCCUUCACUGGACAAGGGUCUUUAACGAGUUCAAGGCCAUCAAAGAUCUGACAAUUGCCACCGCUCCUUCGUCCAUCAACAGUGUGCUGUCACCGCCCACCAUCAACAAUUUCUUCGACGCCCUAGCCAUUGGCACUGCUACCCGUGCCUCCGAGGCUGAUUCUGCCAUGAUGGAGGCCGAACCCCAUCAGCGCGAUUCCCAUCUACUUUUCCCAGCACUUAUAGUCGUGAGAGUCUUCGGCAUCGACCUCACACAUACGGAGUCGGACGAUUCCCUGAGGCGGGGACUGCUUGCAGCCCUCGAGUGUCGACAACAAUCCGCGUCUCCGAUUCAGAGCAUGCAGUUCAGGUUUUGCACGCUCUCGUCCGGGCUACUACAAAGUCUUCGCGAGAUUGUACCGGACGUUGUUGUACAUCCUGAGAAUCGAUCCUGA
This is a messenger RNA of Stereum hirsutum FP-91666 SS1, 1859 nucleotides long. RefSeq lists its product as uncharacterized. The coding region runs from base 81 to 1859 and encodes 592 amino acids. The transcript has 2 exons. NCBI's taxonomy places the organism in Eukaryota, Fungi, Basidiomycota, Agaricomycetes, Russulales, Stereaceae. The record is from RefSeq and is a predicted model, not a curated record.